AUGAGUGCCUUCCAUGAGUACAGGGCGACAGAAACAUCUGACCGGCCCGCGGGGGGGAGCAGCAGCAGCAGGGGCAGCCGGGCGGGGGGGCGGCCUCAGCGGCCCCUCAGCAGCAGCAGCGGCUCCUCACAUCCCGGAGGUGGCGGCAGCGGCGGCUGUGAGGGGGUUGGUGGGCCGGCCCGCAUCGUCGUCGUCCCCACCCUGUGGCGUUGGCGUCGCUGCCGCACCUUGGCUCCCAUCCUGCCCCACCUCGCCCCGGCCCAGCUCUCGCCCGCUACACGCUCUGUUUUGCCCAGGAUUGAUUGGAAACUGCAUGAGAACACUAGCAGUCACCACACUGAUCAAUAUCCUAGCUCAGUGCUGGUGGUUCGGCGAGGACAACAGUUUGCAAUUAACGUCGACGUUCCUCAACCACAACUUAGAAGCCUAACGUUUACCGUAGAAACAGGGUCGACCUCUGCUCUGCGGGAAAGGACACGAGUGGAGUUUGGCAUCUCCACCCAGCGAAGCUCCUGCUCUUGGGGUGCAGUCCAGACCUCUGUGACAUCUUGCUCCUUGGGCGUCUCCAUUUCGAGCCCACCGAAUGCCGCCAUUGGACGCUACCAGCUAGGCAUGAAGAGCACCAGCAGCGCGUCCCCCUCCAACCUUGGUGCUUUUGUGUUGAUCUUUAAUCCUUGGCUUCCAGAGGAUGAUGUGUUCCUGCCUAAUGAUGCAGAGCGUGAGGAAUAUGUCCUCUCGGAGUUUGGAGUUAUAUUCGUGGGAGACGUCAACCGUAUCUCUCCAUUUCCAUGGAACUAUGGACAGUUUCGAGAUGACAUUUUGAAUAUCUGCCUUUCCAUGCUGGACCGGAGCGUAAACUACCGUAAGGCCCCAAUUAAGGACUUGCAGCUCAGAAAUGACCCUGGUUACAUUGGACGGGUCCUCAGUGCCAUGGUCAACGACGCAGAUGACGAUGGAGUGGUGGCGGGGAACUGGGAUGGGGAUUACAGAGGUGGGAAAAAUCCAACCAGCUGGACAGGAAGUGUGGCCAUAUUGCGGAAAUGGAAGCAGUCUGGAUUCAACCCAGUCCUAUUUGGGCAAUGCUGGGUCUUUGCUGGAGUCCUGACUACAGUCCUCCGAUGUCUAGGGAUUCCCACUCGCAUAAUAACCAACUUCGUGUCUGCCCAUGACUCAGAUGGAAACCUCAUUCUGGAUAAAUACAUUGACAUCUCCGGAAAGCAACCGGGAAUGGUAGAAGACCACUUCUGGAACUACCAUGUGUGGAAUGAAAGCUGGUUCACCCGACCAGACCUUGGCUCCACAUACGAUGGGUGGCAAAUUUUGGAUGGAACUCCGCAAAAGGAAAGUGAAGGCAUAUGUCAGUGUGGUCCAGCUUCACUGAAAGCCAUCAAAGAGGGGGAGGUGGACCUGAGCCAUGAUACUCCCUACAUCUUUGCAGAGGUCAAUGCUGAUGUUGUCUAUUGGGUGCAUAACGAAACCACAGGGGAGAAAAAGAAAAAGAUUGCUCACGAAAACUACAUUGGCCGUGCCCUCAGUAUGAAGGCCGUGGGCAGCGAUAACCGCCUGGAUGUCACUGACAAUUACAAAUAUCCAGAAGGCUCUGCCAAAGAAAGAGAAGUGUUCAAAAAGGCUCAAGCCAAGCUGAAACAGAAAAAGACAGAACCUGUAAAGGCCAACGUCACAGGGAAGUUCAAGGUGGCGAGUCCCCCAGAGGUUGGCAAGGACGUCAACUUAUUCUUGGUGCUGAGAAGCUUUGCUUCCCAAUACCAGAGACUUAACGUUCAAAUGACCAUUUCGUCCAUCGUCUACAACAGGAGGGCAAGCCACGUGAUCUGGAAAAAAUCAUUCCCGGUGACUCUUGGCCAUGAUGAAGAGCAAGCAUUUCCUGUCCAGAUCUCGUAUUCUGACUACAAGCGACUCCUGACUCCAGACAAUAUGAUUCAAGCUACUGCCUUAUGCUGCUCACCAGAUGGGAGCCUUGCUCUGGUGCAAAGAGUCAUUGUCCUAGACAACCCCGUUGUCUUCAUGAAGGUCCUAGGUGAAGUGAAAGUGGGCCAGGAGGUGCAAAUUGAAGUGUCCUUCACCAACCCCCUGGAGGAGGAGCUGAACAACUGUGUGCUGCGGGUGGAAGGAAGUGAUUUGGUGAUGGACAAACUCAAGAUAAAAGUGCCACCACUGAAGGCCAAGGAGACCUUCCGAAUCAACUUAGAUAUCACCCCCAGCAGGGUUGGGACCAAACAUCUGCUAAUCCAUUUCUCCUGUGACAAAUUUUAUAACAUCAAAGCUUUUGGGACCAUUGAGGUACACAACUGUUUCUGA
Elgaria multicarinata webbii is the source of this 2319-nucleotide messenger RNA. RefSeq names its product protein-glutamine gamma-glutamyltransferase E-like. Gene Ontology annotation, biological process: peptide cross-linking. Bases 1 to 2319 code for a protein of 772 amino acids. Gene Ontology annotation, molecular function: protein-glutamine gamma-glutamyltransferase activity. Lineage: Eukaryota; Metazoa; Chordata; Lepidosauria; Squamata; Anguidae. The transcript has 14 exons. The record is from RefSeq and is a predicted model, not a curated record.